Molecule: messenger RNA, 1770 nt
Organism: Cladophialophora immunda
Lineage: Eukaryota; Fungi; Ascomycota; Eurotiomycetes; Chaetothyriales; Herpotrichiellaceae
Exons: 2
Coding region: 66-974 (302 amino acids)
Biological process (GO): ubiquinone biosynthetic process
Molecular function (GO): methyltransferase activity
Source: RefSeq, a predicted model, not a curated record
AUGGAGCUCCCAGUUCCUUGGUGAUUGAAGUUGCACAGCACAGGCUUGCCUCUGGGCUGGAACAAAUGCUUCGCACGUUCUCCCGAAGGCCUUACGGCCUCCAAGGCAACCGUGUUGGCUCUACAUCGGCACGGCGAUUCCUUGCUACGAGUUCGCUGCGACCCCAGCAACUCCCUGGCGAAAAUGAACGGACAACUCACUUCGGUUUCGAGACCGUCUCGGAGACACAAAAAGAGGCCAGAGUGGGUGCUGUCUUCUCCUCCGUUGCAUCCUCGUACGAUACCAUGAACGAUCUGAUGUCUUUGGGCAUUCAUCGCCUCUGGAAGGAUUAUUUCGUCCGCAGCCUCAACCCGGGCAGCCGAACCAGCGAAAAGGGUUGGAAUAUCCUUGAUGUGGCGGGAGGCACCGGCGACAUCGCAUUCCGCAUGCUUGACCACGCCACCAACGUGAACCUUGACCUCAAGACAAAAGUCACCAUUGCAGACAUCAAUGCGGAUAUGCUGGCCGAAGGGCAAAAAGGAGCUCAGGAAACACCGUAUUGGAAUUCAGGACGGCUGUCGUUCAUGGAGGGAAACGCCGAAUCCAUGCCUUCCGUCGAGUCGGAUUCCAUCGAUCUUUAUACGGUCGCCUUCGGGAUCCGCAACUUCACAAACAAAGACGCGGCGAUCCGCGAAGCCUUUCGAGUCCUCAAACCGGGCGGCGUUUUUGCAUGUCUCGAGUUCAGCCACGUCAACAACUCGUUGUUCAAUUCCGUUUACAAAAGAUGGAGCUUUGGCGCGAUACCUUUAAUCGGCCAAUUGGUCGCUGGGGACCGAGACAGUUAUCAGUACCUCGUGGAAAGCAUCGAACGCUUUCCCACGCAAGAGGAGUUCAAGUCGAUGAUCGAAGCAGCCGGAUUUGUCACGCCAGGACAGGGCUACGAAGACUUGACGGGAGGCAUCGCCAGCAUCCAUCGAGGCGUGAAGCCACUGUAAGCUGUUCCUGCUUGCCAACACCAGGCAUCGACAUUGCGAUUAUUCUCUGCUUGAACAGUCCAAGCAAAGAUUCCGAGAAGGUGCGACACCACGUUGAAGCAACGUUUGCCUCUGUAAGAGAUGGAUGUCAAGCAGGGCUCAACGAGGCCCGACCUGAAUCGCCAUUCCAAUUGCCAGCCCUAUCCCCAGAAACACAAUGUCGAUUAGGGGUUAUUGGUUGAUGAGCAUUUCUCAAGUCGACAACCCGACUGCUCGAACCGACCUUUGCGGUCUUGGAUGUGCCUCUGUCUGGGUGACAUGCAGACCACUACUUCCCCGACGGCGCGCAUCCGCAGCAAUUGAAGGAAACUAUUCUCAACGGCGAGGCAUUCCGGUCAGCAGGGCGCUGUUGGAGAGGAGAACAAGGAAUGUACCACCACACAUGUACAAUACUUAUAUGUGCUCGCAUGUGUUGAUAGCAGCGCCCUUGCCCAUUGCUUUUUCGGUCGGUGGGUGUAUCAAGACACCGUCUUUCAGGAGACAAGUCAAAUCAACUCGCAUCUCGCCUUUACAACACACCGUUCCUCCGUAUUUUCUCACCUCCCUAGACCCACAGGACUUCCGAGUAUACACGAACUCUCUCACUCACAUGAGGCAGACUUGAGCCUGCUCGUCCAAACAGGGUGACAAAUUCCCGACUUGUCCGAACUUCCUCACUUGGAUCAUACAAUGCAUACUCUUGUAUACUUUUAUAAUAUAUCCCAAAAUAAAUGCAGUCAGGCCAAGGUAAUGUACUCGCUUUCAACAUCGAACCUAU